Molecule: messenger RNA, 6394 nt
Organism: Eptesicus fuscus (big brown bat)
Lineage: Eukaryota; Metazoa; Chordata; Mammalia; Chiroptera; Vespertilionidae
Gene: GPAM
Product: glycerol-3-phosphate acyltransferase, mitochondrial
Exons: 21
Coding region: 143-2629 (828 amino acids)
Biological process (GO): phospholipid biosynthetic process
Cellular component (GO): plasma membrane; mitochondrial membrane
Molecular function (GO): glycerol-3-phosphate O-acyltransferase activity
Source: RefSeq, a predicted model, not a curated record
CGGAGGCUUGAAGUGCCGGCAGCGGCAGCCCCUGCGCCCGCGGAGCUGCGAGUGCGAGCCGCCGGGCGGGAGCGGGCUGCGGGAGGCUGCGCGGGCCGGGAGCGCCGGGACAGCACAUGACUUAGGAGUAACACCUUGUGACAUGGAGGAAUCUGCACUGACCCUUGACACGAUAGAUGUUUCUUACCUGCCAAGUUCAUCAGAAUACAGUGUUGGCCCUUGUAAGCAUGCAAGUGAGGAAUGGGGUGAGUAUGGUUUCAGACCUACUGUCUUCAGAUCUGCAACCUUAAAAUGGAAAGAAAGCCUGAUGAGCCGGAAAAGGCCAUUUGUCGGAAGAUGUUGUUAUUCCUGUACUCCCCAGAGCUGGGAUAAGUUUUUCAACCCCAGUAUCCCGUCUUUGGGUUUGCGGAAUGUCAUUUAUAUCAAUGAAACUCACACGAGGCACCGAGGAUGGCUGGCAAGGCGUCUUUCUUACGUGCUUUUUGUUCAAGAGCGAGACGUCCAUAAAGGCAUGUUUGCCACCAAUGUGGCAGAAAACGUACUGAACAGCAGUCGAGUGCAGGAUGCCAUUGCAGAAGUGGCUGCUGAAUUAAACCCCGAGGGCUCUGCUCAGCAGCAAUCCAAAGCCAUCAGUAAAGUGAGAAAGAGAGCCAAAAGGAUCCUUGAAGAAAUGGUCGCCACUGUCUCACCAGCAAUGAUCAGACUGACUGGAUGGGUGCUGCUAAAACUGUUCAACAGCUUCUUUUGGAACAUUCAAAUUCACAAGGGUCAACUUGAGAUGGUUAAAGCUGCAACCGAGAUGAAUUUGCCGCUUAUAUUUCUACCGGUUCAUAGAUCCCACAUUGACUAUCUGCUGCUCACCUUCGUUCUCUUCUGUCAUAACAUCAAAGCACCAUACAUUGCUUCGGGCAAUAACCUCAACAUCCCCAUCUUUAGUACCUUGAUCCAUAAGCUUGGGGGCUUUUUCAUACGACGGAGGUUGGAUGAAACACCAGAUGGACGGAAGGAUGUUCUCUAUAGAGCUCUGCUCCACGGGCACAUAGUGGAACUACUUCGGCAGCAGCAGUUCUUGGAGAUCUUUCUGGAAGGCACACGCUCCAGGAGCGGGAAAACCUCCUGCGCUCGGGCAGGGCUCUUGUCCGUGGUGGUAGAUACUCUGUCAACCAAUACCAUCCCCGACAUCUUGAUAAUACCCGUCGGCAUCUCCUACGAUCGUAUCAUCGAGGGUCACUACAAUGGCGAACAGCUGGGAAAACCUAAGAAGAACGAGAGCCUUUGGAGCGUAGCCAGAGGCGUCAUCAGAAUGUUACGGAAAAACUAUGGGUGUGUCAGAGUGGAUUUUGCACAGCCAUUUUCCUUAAAGGAAUAUUUAGAAAGCCAGAGUCAGAAACCUGUGUCUGCCCCACUUUCUAUGGAACAAGCCUUGCUCCCAGCUAUACUUCCUUCAAGACCCAAUGAUGCUGCUGCUGAAGGCGCCGAGCCGUCCCCUGACGAGUCCAGCAAUGAGACAGAGGAGUCGUUCCGGAGAAGACUGAUCGCGAAUCUGGCUGAGCACAUCCUCUUCACUGCUAGCAAAUCCUGUGCCAUUAUGUCAACACACAUCGUGGCCUGCCUGCUCCUCUACAGACACAGGCAGGGAAUCGAUCUCUCCACAUUGGUGGAGGACUUCUUUGUGAUGAAGGAGGAAGUGCUGGCCCGUGAUUUUGACCUGGGGUUCUCGGGAAAUUCCGAAGAUGUGGUCAUACAUGCCAUACAGCUGUUGGGAAAUUGCGUCACAAUCACCCACACCAGCAGGAACGAUGAGUUUUUUAUUACUCCCAGCACAACUGUCCCAUCAGUCUUUGAACUUAACUUCUACAGCAACGGCGUCCUGCACGUCUUUAUCAUGGAGGCCAUCAUAGCCUGCAGCCUUUACGCAGUCCUGAACAAGAAGGGUGCGGGCGCGCCUGCCGGUGGGGCUCCCACCCUGAUCAGCCAGGAGCAGCUGGUGCGGAAGGCGGCCAGCCUGUGCUACCUGCUGUCUAACGAGGGCACCAUCUCUCUCCCCUGCCAGACGUUUUACCAAGUCUGCCAUGAAACAGUGGGAAGGUUCAUCCAGUACGGCAUUCUCACGGUCGCAGAGCAAGAUGACCAGGAAGAUGUCAGCCCCGGUCUUGCUGAGCAGCAGUGGGACAAGAAGCUUCCCGAACCUUUGUCCUGGAGAAGCGAUGAAGAAGACGAAGACAGUGAUUUUGGUGAGGAGCAGCGAGACUGCUACCUGAAGGUGAGCCAAUCCAAGGAGCACCAGCAGUUCAUCACCUUCCUGCAGAGGCUGCUGGGCCCGUUGCUGGAGGCCUACAGCUCCGCCGCCAUGUUCAUCCACAACUUCAGCGGGCCCGUCCCGGAGCCGGAGUACCUGCAGAGGCUGCACAAAUACCUCAUAACCAGAACAGAAAAAAGUGUUGCCGCCUAUGCUGAGAGUGCCACCUACUGUCUCGUGAAGAACGCUGUGAAAAUGUUUAAGGAUAUUGGGGUUUUCAAAGAGACCAAACAAAAGAGAGUGUCUAUUUUGGAACUCAGCAGCACUUUCCUACCUCAGUGCAACCGGCAGAAACUCCUGGAAUAUCUUCUGAGCUUUGUGGUGCUGUAGUAACGAGCUGCCAGCAGGUGAAGGGCGUGCAUGGCCCCUGGUGGGCUCAGCUCUUUAUGGCUCCAGGUGGGAGGUGCGUCCUGUGGCCAGGCCUGCCCUGCCCUGACGUGGCCUCCUGGAAAGCAAGUGCCUUCUCCCCUCCGUGGGCCCGUGACCAUCCCGACUCUAAGGCGCACAGCGUCCCGCAGAUAACGCUCUGGGGGCCCCCAGCCUCCGCUUGCAGUUCCUAAUCAGUAGAUUACAAAAUGAAAUCUCAGAAAAGAUUUUGGAGUUUAUUAAAGAUUUACAUUUUAAGUAUAACUGUUAAGGACUAAUUAAUGUGAAGGACAAAAAAAUGUAGUUGUACUAGUAUUCUUGAACUGAAUCUUGGUGAUACGUAAUGCUGUCGGGGAAUUCAUUGGUAUAUUUUCUGAUUAACUGUUAAUCUUCCUUUAAAAAUAAUUGUCAACCCAAAGUGCUUUACGAAAGAAUGGGCAGGUGUACAUCACAUCCAGGUAUCCCUGUGCUGGCCUGCGCUGGUCAGAUUUAGGACGUGUUUUCAGAGCUACAUGAAAACACCAUGUUAGAUUAGGUCAGGGAUGGCGAUAACAUGAAGACAUAGCUGACACCAGGAAGUACCUUUGGCUGGCAAGAUUCAAGGUGAACUUGGCCAGAAAACUGACUCGGAAAACUUUUGCUCAGAUAAAAACGUACCAUUGCGUUUUAAAUGACCAGCAAGUAUUUAGGAAUGACUUCCGUUUCCUGGCUGUACCCUUCCCCACCCCUCAGGUGGUCCCUGCCUCUCACAGGCACAGCUGUCCCGGCGUGGUCGGCUCGGCUGGGAGACUUGGUGGCAGAAAGGGCUCUGGCUGAGGCUGCCGGCGCUGGGCUCCCUGUGCUGCACACGGCGUGUGCACGAGCGAUCCUGGUCGGGGGCCUGGGACCCACUCGGGCCGGGCAGUGUGCUACCGUGCGGCCUUCGUGGUGGCCUGCUGCCCGGUGAAUGGUUGGAGACAUUUGUGGAUCUUUAGCUGUGAGGCAGAAUCAAGGUUCUUUAAAAAUUUAACGAGUUAAUACGCCUCAACCCUGACGCCACGUAGCAGCAAAUCAUGAAAACUUGUCUGUUCAUAAUAGAGGUGCCUUUUUGUGCGUGGGGAGCAUAAGUGUUCAUUAAUUUUGGUAAUUCCUGGUGAUUUCUUUAAGAUGUGAUAUUAAAACAUUUUCUCACAGCUCGUUCCUCCUCUCCAAGGUAUUAUGGAAUGAGGAACUCUCCUAAUGAAUAUUGCAUAUCGUCUUUGAAUUUAAUAUAGAAGUACUGAGAAUGAAGUUUGUGCUUUCAUAAGCUUGGAUUUUAAACACUAAUCAUAUCUCAUGAAUAUUCUGUGUUUGGGAGAGGGAAGGGCACUGACUGAUAUUUCACUUUGAAUGAAAUAUCUCGUUUGGAACUCACAGCAAUAAGGUUGUGCUGCUGCGACCUCCACUCUUUGCAGAUCCCCCGUUUGGAACGUACUUUCUUAGUAGGAACUCGUGUACCAUUCAGCUACCGUCAGUGUUGUCGGCUCCGGGGUGGAGUGUGGGCUUCACCUUGUGGCUUCCGUUUUACUAACUGGGCGUUCUGCGUCGGGGGGAACACACGGGGAGGCUUAGUUAUCCCCUCGGGUGCUCCCUAUGUGGGCCAGCCAACAUUUCGCUAGACUCUUGCAUUCAUCCCCUAAAGAUUACUCAGACCGCCUCUCGCUUCUCCGGAAUGUCCGGUUGGCAGACUUCCUAGUGGCUGACGCUGCUGCCCAGCUUGUGAUUCUGCUGGAGCCGCGGCCGGGCCAGCCCGAGCAGGGACCACGGCUUCGGCUUCUCCGGCUCUGUUUCCCUCUCGGUGGGUUUGUUUUCUAGGAAUCAAAUCAGAUGCUUUGGGAAUGCAAUGUAUGGUUCACUAGGUCUCUCGCCACUCAGCUCACUGUGAGAAUAAACACGCAUGCCUUUUUUGUAAUUAACUGGUGCUUCAAACCCUUUUUAAGGAAGAAAAAUCUCAACCAAAGUUAUGCUCACCCAAGCAAGCUGACCCUCGCGUUGUUUAGCACAACCCAUGCUUCAGGGCCUCGUUUCGAGAACACCGUAUCAUGACAGUAAGGUUUCCAGGUUUGCUUAGAUUUAUUCUCAUUGUUUCCCCGAAGCGGAUGGCUUCCCUGUACGAUUAAACAAACUAGGUGCUUGUAAAUAAUGUAUUACAGUUUACUCUGCAUUUCUCUGAACCGGAAAUGCAUGCCUCCGGGGAAAGGCUGUGAGUCAAGUUACAAAACAAACAAAAACUCCAAUAAUAAACGAUAUGAAACUGCACUCUUUCAAAAUGAGAAUGUCCCAAGUCACUCAGAAAAAGGGAAGGACUUUUUGAUCUCUUACAUUUUAAGAAAAACAAAGGGAAAGAACUAGAGUGGAAUGUGUGGGACUAGUAACAGAAAUACCAGGAGCCUCCCUUCUGAGUGGAGAGAAUACCUGGGAAAGGCCGGGAAUGCAGGCUCAGCUGUGGAAUUCCCGUCGUACCUGGAGGGAAGCAUUUUCCAUCAUUUUCGGGGGGGGGGGGGGGGCGUGCUCCGGGAUGUCGGGGCUGUUCUGCAGAAGAAAGUGUCCCUGGGAAAGCAAGUUUGGCCGUGGGUCCUCUUCCUGGGAACUCCCUGUGCACUCAGCACAGUGAGGGCGCAGGUCUGGGAGGACACAGCCUUUAACCAGCGUUUCCAAACUCAGACCCCAGGACCCUUUCCCCUUCAGGACGUCUGGGAACCGCUCACUGGUUCCCCCUGGAAAACAUUUUGGGAAACACUAGGUUAGGCAGUUCUGUAAGGGGCUACAACAGUAACUGAGAGGGCGUUGAGGCAUGAACUUCAUACAUUUAGUGGCUAUUUCCUCCCCUACUGACAGCACAGAAAACUAAGACAGGUGGUCAGGCCCUGUCCUCAGUGGGAAGAUCAGCCGUCAGCGGUCCCGGCUUUUUCACUGAAAGCAAUGAAAUUAACACAGAUUAACUGGGGUAAAAUUUUCAUUCAGAUUUAGAAAAGAAAAAUUGCACAGUUGGAUGUAGAUUUUUAUCCACAGAUAGUUCUAGUGUUUAGAAGUGACAGGACCUAUGACUGAAGUUUAUAAAACUUAAUUUGGAUGUAAAUCUUUUUUUAAAACACUCUUUUUAGGAACUGGAGACUUGGCAUCUGGCAUUUUAGUUUAAUACAAACUAAUGAUUGCAUUUGGAAGAGGCUUUUGAAUUUCUUUCUAAUCACCUAAAGCACAGAAAUGCCCUGAGGGAAGGUAUUAAACUAUGUGCCUGUUGUAUAAAGAAAUACUGAAUUGUAAAAGGAAUUACUCUCACUGUGAAAUAACACUGUGUGAUUUUGUGAGCAACACUUAUUUGGAAACAUUAAUUGAUUUUUAUGCUUGUUAAUAAUGUAUUGUAAGAAGCACAGACUUGUAGUUUUGUUUUAAUAAACCAAAAAAAAAAAAAAAGAAUAUAUUCUUGAUGUCUUGCAUUUGUAGUUAAAAGUCCCCUACAUGUAAUCCAUUAUACAAACAUUUGUUCUUGUUUGACUUCACACAGAACUUUAUUAAAAUGCUUUAGAAGAAACUCUCUUACAUAAAUUGACAAGCCUUCGGUGAGUGGUUUAUUACUGACUCAGAGCUCUGGAACCGUGAUCAAGCACCCGGGGAGGUAGGCAUAUAGCUACGUCUCAGCUGUUGCUCCCCUUAGAAAAUUAAUGUUCACGUCACAGAUACGUUCUUUGGGUGUCUGUAAAUACUCCUUUA